GACUUCGGUCAUUAUUGCCCAGGGAGCUGCUUUUUUGGUGACCUGUGGACUUGGCCUGUAGCACUACUGCUUUUUCCUUGUCAGUGAGCUUUGUUGGUGUAGUUAGUAUAGUUAGCAUCGUUUGUUAGGUGUAUUCGCGUAGGAUAGUUAGUAGUUUGUCAGUUUUGUUACCAUGCUGUAGUUAGUGUUGUUACCAUAUUACCGUUAGUAUUGUCUGUUAGUAGCAUUAGUAUGGCGUAGUUAAUAUUGCUUUUUAUUAAGAUAGUAUACUUAGAGUUGUUCUUUUGUAGUGUUCGUGUAAUUAGUAUUGUCACUCUAUUUAGCGUUAUCUAUUAACAUCGUCAGCGUAGUCCGUGUAGUUGGGGUGGUGAGUGCCGUUGGUGCCCUUCGCCUGGCUGGUCCAGCGCUUGUGGUCACUGGUUCGCAAGCGCAGUUCGCGUAGCGUUACCAUGGAGGGGACCACGGAGGCCUCGGCCUCCUCUUUACCCAUGGAGGAGCUGGAGAAGUAUAACAUCCUCAAGACGAUCGGCUCGGGCACCUACGGCAAGGUGAUGCUGGCCGAGCACAUUCCCACGGGCACCCACGUGGCCCUGAAGAUGAUACCCAAGAAGACCCUCCCCAGCCUGGAAAACGGCAACCUGGAGGCCGAGGCCCUGAGGGCCCUGCGGCACCCGAACAUCCUGAAGCUUCUGGACGUCAUCGAGGACGAACACUUCAUCUGGCUGGUCACGGAGUACGCCCGCGGCGGGGACCUCUUCUGGCACGUGGCGCGGCGCCGUGGCCUGGGCGAGGAGGAGGCCCGGCCCUUGUUCCGCCAGCUGCUGGCCGCCGUGGGGCACUGCCACGAGCACCGCAUCGUGCACCGCGACCUCAAGAGCCCCAACGUCCUCCUGGACGCGCACGGGAACGUGAAGCUGGCCGACUUCGGCUUCGCGGCGACGUUCAGUGACGAGGAAGACCUGUACACCUUCUGCGGGACUCCCUGCUUCUGCCCGCCCGAGAUGUUCCUGGAGGAGGAUUACCGGGGCCCGGAGGUGGACGUGUGGAGCCUGGGCGUCCUCCUCUACUUCAUGGUGGCCGGGCGCAUUCCAUUCGACGGCAGCAGCUGGGAGGAGCUGAAAACGACCAUCACCGAGGGAAGGUACGAGACGCCGGCUUCCUUCUCUCGAGAGCUGACGGCACUCCUGCGGAAGAUCCUCACCGUGGACCCCAAGUUGAGGCCCGCCCUUUCUGGACUCAUGGAGGACGUCUGGGUCCAGGGGCAGGGGACACCAAAGGCCACAGCGUCUGCGCGUUCUCUACGAAGCAGGUGGAGGAGUCCCCAAGUUAGCGUAGCCCCCCAGCGCAGCCCCGAGGCCUCCCCGUCCACCCAGAGCAGCAGCCUUGGGGAAGAGACAAGUGGAGACGGCUCUGUCCGGCCCGGGAAGCCGCACGAGGAGAGCGCGACCUCUCUCUCGGAAGAGGAAGACGGCCAGGGCCUGAAGGGGCUGGCUAGAAGGCUGGGCAAGUUCCUUUUAACAUAUUGCUGCAUCCUCCCAGCAGAAAAGAUCUGCCGCAGACACAGAAAGCUGAACAAGGUGGUGCCAGUGAGUCAGGACAGCUGAAGCGGCCAGGACAGAACGGAGACCAAGAAGCCCCUGAGCUGCCCGGAUCCUGACAACGCGGAGCGGGAGGUCAGCCAGUUGACCUUCUGCAGUUUCCAGAGCAGAAGACACAAGGUGGAAACUGAAUUGCACCAUCCUGGAUUCUGAACUUUCUAGUUCUGAAUCCUUGUUGUGCCAACCAGGAGCAAAAGCAUUCGCCGCCGCCGCCACCACCUUGUUUGCCCGUCUGCAGCGGAUCUUUGGGGCUGGCAGGAAGGAGUGAAGCUGGCAAGCGUCCUGGCGAGCUUCUGCGGCCUGGCCGUCUUCACAGGUGGCAGAGUCCCCGGCCGUCGUGGUGUAGAGGACAGCCCCUGGCGCCACGCGUCCACCACUGGUCCCACGGAGUCCUCGUUCAGCAACUUCUCGGGCACAAAAAAAACAACAACAGGAGUUCCACAGAAGGUGUCCAGCUUCUCUGCGCUAAAUGGGUGGCAAAGCCAAAGUCGUCCACAUCGAUGUUGUCACUGUCAUCGAGGAGGAUGUUUGGGGACUGUAGGAUAUAACCUGACUCUCGUGGCAAAACUGCACGCAGCAGGGAUCUGUUGGAAUUGGGCUCGUGCCGCCGCCGCCUCCUCCUCCUCCUCCUCCUCCUCCUCCUCCUCCUCCUCCUCCUCCUCCUCCUCCUCCUUUUCCUCCUCCUCCAGGUGGCCGUGUCUCCGUGCAUUCUGGAAAAGGGCUCCACCACUGGCAUAUUUUGUGAGUACACACAGGGUGUCUUCAGUCUCGGUGACACCAACCACUUCAGGAUGUUUAGAGGGACCCGGAUUUGAAAUCCAUACAGACACUUUCCAGGCUAUACAGGCUCUGCCUGAACACUACUGGGCUCUGUCCCAGCAGCAAGGUGACAGGCCAGCAUCACCUUGGUGAUGGCUCACCAGCCACUUUCCUCAGGAGCUUGUCAUUGUUCAGCGCCUCAAUGGACACACUGCAGGGGACACUCUGCCGCGUGGUCGUGUCCGUCUGCACGAACGCCACGCUAGCUGUGCUGGCACCUAGUGAGCACUGCCCGCUACACGCCCUGGGCUGGGGACACUAACGGUGCCACGACACCAGCUCCAUGAACCAGGCUGACGGUACCAACAAUACUAACUGUCCUAACAGCACUGACUACACUGUGCUGUCGCUACUGACAGACAGUCGGCUGCUGUGCUAGCACUGCUAGCACACCGCACUGACGCUGCUAGGCUGACACCACUGACAGGCAGCACUGACUGUCCUAGGCCAGCACCACCAACCAACGACACUAACUGUACUGACUACAAGAGCACUGCCAACUAACAAUGAUGAAACAGUGUUGCUACGGUCAGACUACCAGUUCCCCAGCACCUUCCUGGUCAAUAAGCACUGGUUAUGGUAUUACUGACACCUACGCUCAGCCUAGGUUUCAGUAAUUCUAUAACAAUGGCUGUUUCUGAUGUCAGAAUAACCAAG
This is a messenger RNA of Microcebus murinus (gray mouse lemur), 3074 nucleotides long. The record is from RefSeq and is a predicted model, not a curated record. NCBI's taxonomy places the organism in Eukaryota, Metazoa, Chordata, Mammalia, Primates, Cheirogaleidae.